AUGCCCUUUACUUCCAUCACAAUCAUCGUCGCCCCCUACCACGUCGGCCUCUACGACCACCGCGUCGGCGGCGGUCCCCUGCGCAUCCUAUCCCACGGCCUAGCCGACAAACUCGAGCCCCUGACCCCCCUCACCUUCGUCAACAUCGGCCCCGUCGACGACUUCGAGGGCGAAAUCGGACGCACUUUCGAGGUAAUGCGCCGCAUCUCCGCCGCCGUCUCCCACGCCACCUCGCGCUCCUCCUUCCCCCUGAUCCUCUCGGGAAACUGCAACGCCAGCGCCGCCGCGGCCGCCGGCCUCAGCUCCGCGGUCCCGGACCUCAACGUCCUCUGGAUCGACGCCCACGACGACCUCGACACCCCCUCGACCAACGAGAACGGGUACCUCGACGCCAUGGCGCUCUCGAUGAUGGGCGGGCUGAGCUGGCACGGGCUCAUGCGUUCCGUGCCGGGGCAUGUGCCCGUCCCGCUGGACCGGGUGGCGUACUGCGGGCUGCGGGACGUGUCGGAGGGUCAGAGGAGGACUGUCGUGGACGCCGGGGUGGAUGUGAUCUGGGGCGAUGCCGCGGAGAAGGUCGAUUUUGGGAGGGAGCUGGGGGCGUUGUUGGAGCGUAGGCGGUUUGGGAGGACGCAUGUUCAUCUGGACUUGGAUGUUUUGGACGAGUCGCUGGGCCGCGCGAAUGAUUGGCCUUCGCCUGGUGGGUUGGACAGCGAGGAUCUGCUUAAUUGUUUGGAUGUUAUUCCAUCAAAGACAGAGCCGACGUCGCUUGUGGUGUGCUCUUUCAACCCGCGGUUGGAGGGAGGGGACACAAUAGCCAGGCUUGCUGUCGAGGGGAUUGUUCACUUUGUGCAGAGACUAAAGGACGAGAACAUCUUAAGAACAUCACCUUGA
Molecule: messenger RNA, 891 nt
Organism: Colletotrichum karsti
Lineage: Eukaryota; Fungi; Ascomycota; Sordariomycetes; Glomerellales; Glomerellaceae
Exons: 1
Coding region: 1-891 (296 amino acids)
Cellular component (GO): cytoplasm; nucleus; cytosol
Molecular function (GO): manganese ion binding; arginase activity
Source: RefSeq, a predicted model, not a curated record